CGCUUAUCAAUAUCGACCGACUUCGCACGACCGUGUUUUAUCAAUUAUUAUUAUUAUUAUUAUUGUUGUUGUUAUUAUUUUAUAAUUAGGCUUGUGCGUUUAAAUCCAUUGUAACAUUAUAGUUGUACUUACACGGCGAGUAUACAUUUUAUUAAUACUGAGUAAUCGUUUUUUUAACGACAGUCGUCCGUUCAUCGGCCAGAUUUCGGCGUUAUUGUUGUACGGUUGAUUUGGCGUAGUUGACGAUGGUCCGACGACGGUCGACAAAUGUCGGCAUAAUUAUGGCGGUGUCGACGGCGCGAACCGAUUUAACGAACCGCCGGGCAUAAAUCAAUCGCGAAACCUGGACGAGAGUCAAAUUGUUUCGGGCCACGACUGGCUGUUCGUAUAGCACGCAAACGCAAACGCGUUCAAGAUGGCGAUAUUCGACGAUUUAUAAAUGACAUGCAGUUACAAAACAAUACAGAAUAACCAAUGGAUUUCAUUAAACGGACAUCAUUAUUGUUCGUGUUGUCAGUAUUACUCGUCAAGCAAUCGACCCAAGUCAAUUCUCCUGAUGGAUAUUGUGCUCAGUACAAUGGGAAGAUAUGUAGAAAAUAUUUAAAUGCUUCAAUUCUUAUAUGGUUUAACAACACUUUGAAAAAUGAAGGAAGUGAACAAAAUGAAAUAAUCACUACUGGAUUAUGGGAAGAAAUGUUACCUAGUUUUUCAAAAACAUGUAGACCAGCAGCUGAAAAACUUCUAUGUUUAUAUGCAUUUCCUCAUUGCCAACAAGAUAAAUCUUAUUUUCCACUUUGUUAUGAAGAUUGCAUAGCAGUACGAGAAUUGUUUUGCUAUAAAGAAUGGGCUUUGAUUGAAGCAAAUAAACAAAGGGGAAUUUUUUAUAAAUCUAAAGGACAUUUUUCUUUACCAAUUUGUGAGAACUUACCACAUUACUCACAGAAUGGUAAGCCUGUAUGUUCACAUGCCAUGCUCACAGAAUUAAAACAAGAUGAAAUAACUAUUGAUUGCAUUCGUGGCAAUGGUCGUUUCUAUCAAGGAUACAUCAAUGUCACUAAAUCGGGUUUGCCAUGUCAACGAUGGGAUUCAAAGGUUCCACAUGAAUUUGUAAGACCACCAAUUAAUGUGUUUCCAGAAGUUCAAAAUUCUGAAAAUUAUUGCCGAAAUGCUGGAGGUGAAGUAUCUUCUCCAUGGUGUUAUACUAUGGAUCCUGAAGUGAGAUGGCAAAAAUGUGAUGUACCUCUUUGUGAUAAAAAUGAAACUGAAUUAGUGGAACCAAAACUUGAUAUCAUUAAUAAUGAUACGGCUAUAAAUAUUAUUACAAUGAUUUUAAACCAUGUUGAAAUGUUCAUUGAUCAAACAUCAACAACACAUCUACAUAUAUUUCUUGUGAUUGUUGGAGUUCUGAUACUUUUAAUAUCAAUUAUAAUCUUAGUGUUGUGCAACAAGUUGUUGUCAAAUAAAACUUCAUACAGAUCUACACAAACUAGAGAAGUUGAUAUAGAUUUAGAUAAAUUACCAAGUAAUUCUGCAUACCAUCAAUAUGGAAUGUGUUCAAACCCAAAAUUAGAAAAACUUGAAUUUCCUAGAAAUAAUAUAAUAUAUGUAAAAGACUUGGGUCAAGGAGCAUUUGGGCGUGUAUUUCAAGCUAAAGCACCAGGUCUGUUGAAAGACGAAGAAUUUACAUUGGUUGCUGUGAAAAUGUUAAAGGAUGAAGCUUCCAAUGACCUUCAAGUCGAUUUUGAACGAGAAGCUUGCUUAUUGUCAGAAUUUGAUCAUCCUAAUAUUGUUAAGUUAUUGGGAGUUUGUGCUUUAGGUAAACCAAUGUGUUUACUUUUUGAAUACAUGGGUCGUGGCGACUUAAAUGAAUUUCUUCGUUCAUGUGCACCAAGCAAUUAUAUCGUACAUUCAGCUGAAGCUAGGGGUGAUGUUUUUCGUGAUUUAAAUCUUACAAAUUUGGAUAUGUUGAAAAUAGCUCAGCAGAUUGCUUCUGGUAUGGUUUACCUAUCUGACAGAAAAUUUGUGCACAGAGAUUUAGCGACCAGAAAUUGUUUGAUUGAUGAUACAAUGACAGUAAAAAUAGCUGAUUUUGGGCUUUCACAAAAGAUGUAUUUACAAGACUAUUACAAAGGUGAUGAACAUGAUGCUAUACCUGUUAGAUGGAUGCCUUUAGAAAGUAUUCUAUAUAACAAGUAUACAGUUGAAUCAGAUGUCUGGGCAUUUGGUGUGUGUCUUUGGGAAAUAUUUUCUUUUGCUCUUCAGCCAUAUUAUGGCAUGACACACGAAGAAGUUGUCAAAUUCAUCAAAGAUGGAAAUGUUAUGAAUUGUCCUGAAAAUACUCCAAAAUUAGCAUACGAGCUCAUGAAACAAUGCUGGAGUCGAAAGCCUGACUCGCGUCCAACUUUUCGUACAAUUUAUCAGACUUUAGAAAAUGUACGCCAAGAAGUUGUUUGCCGUAUGAAUGGGCUGAUUCCUCAUGCUCAUUUGUGAUUUAUUGUAAUGUUUAUACAAUAAUGUAUGUAAUCUAUGUUGUAUAUUGUAUCAUUGUAUUAUUGUGUAAUAGUUUACAUCUUGUAUAGAUAUCUUGAAUUACUAAAAUAUUUAAUUUUCUUCCUCAAUGACAAUAAUUUUGUUAUAUCAUUGAUUAAAUUAUUUUUUAAAGACUGUUUUAGUAGAAUAGUAAUUUAUUCUAAGCUGAUCUAUGUUCUCUAAGCACUUAGUUUUAUUAUUUCAGUAGCAACUAAUAUAUGAACAAUAUCAUUCAAAUUUUAUACUUAAUUUUUCUAUUUAAUACAUAAUACAUUAUAUUUUCUUAAAUAUAUUUUAAUACGUAUCACUUAUAUUGUUAAUUUAUUUUAAUUCAGAAAAUUAAAUUUCCUAAAAAACAAUGUUUGAUUGUUUAAAAUUAUAUGUUUUUUACUAUUAACUCUUGAUAAGCUGUACAAUUAAUAAUAUUUUUGUUUUAGUCAAUAUCUGUACUCUGUAGGCAUAUACUAGUCUAUAUUUUACUAUGUAUUAUUUACAUAGUAAAAUAGUACAUUUAAUAUUCGUGUCAUGCAUUUUUGUAAUUAUGUUAACUGAAAAUAUAAAAUUAGUUAAGAUAUUAAUUUAGCUGUACAUUUUAAGAUAUUUAAUCAUUUGUUUUUUAAAUUACUUUAAUUAAUUUUUGUGAAAAUAAGUAACAUGAUUUAUGCUAUAAUUAUUACCCAUGUAAAUAAACAUACAUUUUUAUUUAAUUACUUUAAAUUGAUUUUAGUACAAUUAUAAAGAAUUUUAUAUACUCUAAGAGAUUAACUUGAAAAUGUUUGUAAAUAAUAUUUUAUGAAAAAUGAAGUAUAAGUAAUACAGUUUCCGAUUUUAUCAUGUGUUGCAAUAAGAUAGUAAAAGAUAUUAUUUUAAACUGCACCAUUGAAAAUAUGCCUGGGUAGUGAAGAAAUUGUAUUGAAUACACAUCAGCGGUGUUCGGAAGCAUUGGAAACUGAGUAAACGCCAAAAAAAAAAAACCAUUACUUAUAAAGGUAAAUUAUUAAUUAUUUAGGUAAAUAAAAAAAGUUUUUUUAUAAUGUAUAAUAAUUAUUUCCCUAUUAAAAAAAAAAAAAUCCAUU
Messenger RNA from Aphis gossypii (cotton aphid), 3605 nucleotides. RefSeq names its product tyrosine-protein kinase transmembrane receptor Ror2 (gene Nrk). Gene Ontology annotation, molecular function: protein binding; ATP binding; transmembrane receptor protein tyrosine kinase activity. The record is from RefSeq and is a predicted model, not a curated record. Gene Ontology annotation, biological process: multicellular organism development; positive regulation of kinase activity; protein phosphorylation. The transcript is spliced from 7 exons. NCBI's taxonomy places the organism in Eukaryota, Metazoa, Arthropoda, Insecta, Hemiptera, Aphididae. Gene Ontology annotation, cellular component: signaling receptor complex. Bases 475 to 2490 code for a protein of 671 amino acids.